GUUUCCGGGGCGGAGCCAGGGAGGGCGGGGAGUUUAGGCUGUGCCGACCCCUGAGCCCCCCUUCAGGAACCGUUCGGAGACCGGGACAUGUCGCGACUGAGAAGAUACGAGGUGGCGCUGGAAGCGGAGGAGGAGAUCUACUGGGGCUGCUUCUACUUUUUUCCUUGGCUGCGAAUGUGGCGCAGGGAGCGGAGCCAGAGACUAAGUCUGGAACCCCCCAGGCUCCCACUGACAAGCUGGCAUCCAUGGAACCAGGGAAAGCAGAAGCAAGAAGCCUUGCCACUGCCCUCCAGCACUACCUGCUGUACUCAGCUCUAUAGACAACCACUCCCAAGCAGGCUACUGAGGAGGAUCGUCCAAGUGGAACUGCAGGAGGCCGAUGGAGACUGUCACCUGAAGGCUGUUGUGCUUCACCUGGCUCGGCGCAGUGUUUGUGUUCAUCCCCAGAACCGCAGCCUGGCCCGGUGGUUUGAGCGCCAUGGGAAAAGGCUCCAGGGGAUUAUACCCAACUUAAAUCUGGUGCUACAAAAGAAAAUGUACUCAAGCCCCCAACAGCAAAACUAAUAAAACAACAUUAGACAGUAA
Molecule: messenger RNA, 585 nt
Organism: Psammomys obesus (fat sand rat)
Lineage: Eukaryota; Metazoa; Chordata; Mammalia; Rodentia; Muridae
Product: C-C motif chemokine 27-like
Exons: 6
Coding region: 88-564 (158 amino acids)
Biological process (GO): immune response; positive regulation of T cell chemotaxis
Cellular component (GO): extracellular region
Molecular function (GO): chemokine activity
Source: RefSeq, a predicted model, not a curated record